This is a messenger RNA of Beta vulgaris subsp. vulgaris (sugar beet), 2669 nucleotides long. RefSeq names its product receptor-like serine/threonine-protein kinase At4g25390. NCBI's taxonomy places the organism in Eukaryota, Viridiplantae, Streptophyta, Magnoliopsida, Caryophyllales, Amaranthaceae. The coding region runs from base 355 to 2445 and encodes 696 amino acids. The transcript has a single exon. Gene Ontology annotation, molecular function: ATP binding; protein kinase activity. The record is from RefSeq and is a predicted model, not a curated record. Gene Ontology annotation, biological process: protein phosphorylation.
UUCCUAUAAAAACGAGUCUCCAAAAAGAAAAAGAACAAAAAAGAGAAGAAGAACAAGUAAAGAACAGAAACUCUGAAAGCAAGGGAAACAUACAUCAGAAUAUCAGAUAGAUACUCAUCAGUAAAUAUAAUCAAACAUCAGUACAACUUACAAUAACAAUUCAUUCAGCAAUUAGCAGGAGCGCAACUACUACUACUACAACAACAGCUGCCUUUGUCUGCUGUACACUUUUUUUUACUCUUUCUUUACCAACGGCCAUUUCCCCUUAACUUCUCCACACAAAUCAUGAAAACUCUCUAAAUCUUCAUCUUCAUCUUCAUCUUCAUCAAAUCAAGAAAUUUCACUGAAAUUUCCAUGUCUUCUCCACCAUAUCCACAACCCAACUUUCUCUCUCCUCCACAACACCAUCACCAUCAUCAUCACAUCACACCUUCUCAUCUCCUUCCACCACUUCUUGGUGCCAUCUUAACUUUCUCUCUCCUCCUUCUCUCUGUUUCCUUCUUCCGCCGUUUCUUCCACCGCCUUAAACCCACCUCUUCUUCUCUCUCUUCCUCCUCUAACCUCCCUCGUCGUUUCUCCUUCUCUCAUCUUCGCCGUAUCACCUCCAACUUCUCCCCGUCUCGGCGGCUCGGUCAAGGCGGGUUUGGGUCAGUUUUCUCGGGUUCUCUUUCGCUUUCUCGAAACCGUGAAGUCGCUGUUGCUGUUAAGUUAUUGGACUCUGGCUCCCUUCAAGGGGAGCGAGAGUUUCAGAAUGAGUUGCUCAUAGCCAACAAGUUAGUUGAGUCGGAUCGGGUUGUUAAGUUGUUGGGUUUUGCUUCGUCUCGUAGACGACGACGUAUGUGCCUCGUUUAUGAGCUUAUGGUUAAUGGUAAUUUGCAGGAUUGUUUGUUGCAUAAGAAAUGCGAGGAGUUGAUGGAGUGGUCUCAUAGAUUUCGUGUUGCGGUUGAGGUUGCUCAAGGAUUGGCGUUUUUGCAUCAUCAUUGUGAUCCUCCUAUAAUUCAUGGUGAUGUUAAGCCUAGUAAUAUUUUGUUGGAUGAUUGUUUUAGAGCUAAGAUUGCGGAUUUUGGUCUUGCUAGAAUUAAAUUGGGGGAAACUAAUGAUGCGGUUGUUGUUAAUAUUGGGGAAAAUCAGGGGAUCACAGGGAAUUUGAAUUGUAAUUCUAAUGAUCAUCAUACUAAUAAUAAUGAUAAUAAUAGUGGUAAUAAAAAUGAUAAUGCUUGUAAUGGUAGCAAUAAUAAUAAUGUUGAUGUUGGGGUGGAGGAUACAGGGUCGGUGAUGGAAACUGAGAGUGUUACCACCACGGUGGGAUUCGAGGAGGGGAGUGUUGGUGUUGAUCUAUCUCCAAUGAGGAUUGAGACCUCUCCGGAGAUGGUGACGGCUAAGACAUCCCCCUCGGAGUUUUAUGACAAGGGGUUGGAUUUAGAGGCUCAGUUCAAUAGGAUGGAUAUGGAGAGUGUUGAAAAAGAAAUGGGGAAGGCGCGAAAUGGGAAUGUCAAUGGAGGGGGGACUGGGAAGGUGAAGGAUUAUGUGAUGGAGUGGAUGGGAAUGGAGGUUGCUAGGGAGGGCUCCCAUAAUGAUUGGGUUAAAGGGGGAGCUUCUUCGAGCUCUGUAGUGCCCAAGAAAGGUGGGAAGACGAAAGGGAAGACGUUAGAGUGGUGGGUGUCUAUGGAGGAAGGGUGGAGUUCGAAGAAGGAGAAGAGGAGGCCAGUGAGGGCAUGGUGGAAGGAGGAAUAUAGUGAGGAACUUGCAAGGAAGAAAAAGAAGAAGAAGAAAAAGAAAAGGAGGGAUCAAGAGUCCAAGAGUGAUAAUGAGGAUAAUUGGUGGCCUAGGGAUGAUGAGAUGUAUGUAGAAAAGAAGAACAAGUAUAACAGGAGUAGGAAGAGUAGUCGGAGUAGUAUUGAUUGGUGGUUGGAUGGUUUUAGUGGAGACCUUUGGAAGGUUCGACACACGAGCUAUGAUUCAAUGAGUGGGGAGAUCCCCAAGAGUGGUGGGAUUAGUAGCACCCCGAGUAUGAGAGGAACUGUAUGCUACAUCGCUCCUGAAUAUAGCAGUGGUGGUGAUCUCUCAGAAAAAUGUGAUGUAUAUAGCUUUGGUGUGUUGCUUUUGGUUCUUAUUGCUGGGAGACGGCCUUUGCAAGUAACAGGCUCGCCCAUGUCUGAAUUCUACAAGGCGAAUCUUGUUUCAUGGGCUCGUCAACUUGCUCGUUCUGGAAAGCUUCAUGAUUUAGUGGACAAGAAGAUUCGUUCAUUGAACAGAGAAGAAGCUCAACUCUGCAUUAUAGUUGCUCUCAUGUGCUUGCAGAAGGCACCAGCUCGCCGGCCUUCUAUGAAAGAAGUUGUAGGGAUGCUUACCGGGGAAUUUGCCACUCCUCAGCUUCCAAUGGAGUAUUCGAAAUCGCCUGCCUCUCAAUACCCUUAUAAGUCCCGGAAGAAGAAUUUCCGGUGAGGUUAUAUUUGUUCAAUUUGUUAUGAUUCAACACUGUACUUAUUAUAGCAUUCAUACUUGUUACCACCUAGCCUGAUGAAAAUAUUUGUUUCGAGAGAUUGCAUAUUCUUUUUCUUUUGAGAGAAUUUUGUACAAUAGGACUGUAACUUCAGAAACCUCAAUGUUUUGUACAGUUAUAAGUUAAUACUUGAAUAAAUUGUUAGAAAAGAACAAAAUUUCUUGUA